Messenger RNA from Motacilla alba alba, 4668 nucleotides. RefSeq names its product F-box and leucine rich repeat protein 3 (gene FBXL3). The record is from RefSeq and is a predicted model, not a curated record. The coding region runs from base 1575 to 2876 and encodes 433 amino acids. Gene Ontology annotation, molecular function: protein binding. Gene Ontology annotation, biological process: regulation of cell cycle; entrainment of circadian clock by photoperiod; SCF-dependent proteasomal ubiquitin-dependent protein catabolic process. The transcript is spliced from 5 exons. Gene Ontology annotation, cellular component: cytosol; nucleus; SCF ubiquitin ligase complex. Lineage: Eukaryota; Metazoa; Chordata; Aves; Passeriformes; Motacillidae.
CUCGGCAAUAAAAACAAUGUUAAGCACGUGCUUUGCUCCUCCUCCUCCUGCUCGGUGACUGAACUGUGUGAUUAGGGUUGGACAUGACUAUUGCAAACAAGAUAGCGUGGGUUGCGCCCAGGUGCGGAGUUCAGAAACAAGUCCUUGUAAUAAGUGGACAAAUUUGCUUGGAAAAUCUUAAUGAGUCAGGCAGCUUUCACCCAUCUCUCUGCCCUGCUAGAGUCGGGUAUUUUUGUUGGUUUGGUUUUUUGGGUUUAUUUUCCUUUCUGGUAAGAGCUUAGCUUCUAAAGCAAAGUUGGUUAAAGCAGCAGUUUGAAAAACAAUGAUACGUGUGUGUCCUGAGUGUGCCAGAGAGAGUUAAAAGCAAGAUUGAUGGUUCAUGCAUUGCUAAGAAGAGAUAAGCAGUCAUUCCUUGAAAAGUAGGUUUUACUCAUACAGUAAUUUGCUAGUAUGGAAUUUUGCAUCCAUGUCUUCCUUAUUGAAAAGUUGGCCUUGGGUUUCAAGUGGUGAGAUCUUUAAAUUACUGGACACGUAAAGCAAAGUGAACUUCUGAUUGCAUUGCCUGUUCUUAUGUUAAAUAUCCAGAAAGGUUUACUCUCUUAAGUGGCCUUUUAAAAGUAAAUAUAUUUUCGGAUAGCUCUGUAAAGUUCUGCAGGCAAAUAUGCAUUCUUUAAAUUGCAUAUUUGUUUUAUUGUUGGUAUGUGAAGAGGUUGAAAGCAGUUAGAUUUAAUAAAAACUAUUCUGAUACUUUAAGUUCUGAAAUGAGAACCCAAAAAUUAGAUGAACAAAUUGGUCAAAAAUUAGAUGACAAAACAGUCGCGCAGUUCUUAAAAUAAUAUUUUUUAGUUUUGAGCUUAGGCACUUUUUUCCUUUGGAAAAAAGUGAUGUUUGGAAAAAGUUUGCCAAGGAAAUACUUUUGAAAGAUUUCAAAAAUCUUAGUCUUUACGUCUUUAAUUACAAGAUGUCAGUAACAAAAUAAGUUGUCUGGAAAGAUGUGUUUUUUCCCCAUCCCUUGCUUUAAGUCAUAGCAUUUAGAACACGUAACUUCUUGUUUUCUUGGAAGAAGAAAACAUCAGUAUACCUCUAAGUGAUGGCUGUGUUGUCUUUUUGGUUUUUAAGUUGGCUGUUUACAAAAAUGUGGGACCGUAUCCCACAACUUCCAUGAGUGUGUGUUGGUCUGUAACCAGCACAUAUUAACUACUUAGAGCUCAUCCCAGUUAGCUCAGAAGUGCACACUGAGAGCUGUCAAUGACCUGCCCCACUCCUAUCAACACAUCCCAGAGGCCUUCUUUCCAGAAGAAAAAUGAACACAGUUUUGUCAGUGGCAGCUCCCUCCUGGUCUUCUCUGAAAGAGAGACAAAAAAGAGGAAAAAAACCCCAAACCCUACCUUAAUGCAGUGGUAAAAGUAGCCUGCCUAACUGGAACAUUUAUGCAGAUUACUGCCUUGCUAGCAAAAGACGAGGCAGGAUCUCUGUAAAGGAGGACUUGGAGUCUCACAGUACCUUCUGUAGCUUUUUACAGAUGGAUUUGGAAAGACUCGGACAUCAAACAGGCAAGCCUGAAUUUGGCAAGAAUGAAACGAGGAAGGAAAACUAAUGAGGCCAACAGCAGUUCAUCUGAAGACACGACUGAGAAGGAAUCCAAGAGACACAAGAUUGCAGAGAAGAAAACCACAGCUGUGCAGAGUCCUGACUGGGCAAACCUGCUCCAAGACAUUAUCCUGCAGGUGUUCCAGUACCUGCCACUUCUGGAUCGUGCUCAUGCAUCCCAGGUCUGCAGGAGCUGGAACCAAGUGUUUCAUAUGCCUGAUCUCUGGAGGUGCUUUGAGUUUGAGCUGAAUCAACCAGCCACAUCAAACCUGAGGACUACACACCCCGAACUAAUCAAGCAAAUAAUAAAGAGGCAUUCCAAUCACCUGCAGUAUGUUAGCUUCAAGGUGGACAGUAGCAAGGAAUCUGCAGAAGCAGCUUGUGAUAUUUUAUCACAGCUUGUGAAUUGCUCUCUGAAAACACUUGGGCUAAUUUCAACUGCCCGGCCAAGCUUCAUGGAUUUACCAAAGUCUCACUUUAUUUCUGCACUGACAGUGGUGUUUGUGAACUCCAAAUCCCUCUCUUCACUUAAGAUUGAUGACACACCCGUAGAUGAUCCGUCUCUCAAGGUUCUGGUGGCUAAUAACAGCGACACACUCAAACUGUUGAAAAUGAGCAGCUGUCCUCAUGUUUCUCCAGCUGGUAUCCUUUGUGUGGCUGACCAGUGCCACGGCUUGCGUGAGCUGGCGCUGAACUACCACCUGCUGAGUGAUGAGCUGCUGCUUGCUCUGUCUUCGGAGAAACACGUCCGGUUAGAACACUUGCGCAUUGAUGUGGUCAGUGAAAAUCCCGGACAGACUCAGUUCCACACGAUUCAGAAGAGCAGCUGGGACGCUUUCAUCAAGCAUUCUCCCAAAGUAAAUUUAGUCAUGUACUUUUUCUUGUAUGAGGAGGAGUUUGACCCGUUCUUUCGUUACGAGAUACCCGUCACUCACCUGUACUUCGGAAGGUCGGUCAGCAAGGACGUGCUCGGCCGCGUUGGGAUGACGUGCCCGCGGUUGGUUGAACUGGUGGUGUGUGCCAAUGGAUUGCGGCCGCUGGACGAGGAGCUGAUCUGCAUCGCCGAGCGGUGCAAGUACCUGUCGGCCGUGGGCCUCGGAGAAUGUGAAGUCUCUUGCAGUGCCUUUGUGGAGUUCGUGAAGAUGUGUGGCGGGCGCCUCUCUCAGCUCUCUAUUAUGGAGGAAGUGCUGAUUCCUGAUCAGAAAUACAGCUUAGAGCAGAUUCAUUGGGAGGUUUCAAAGCAUCUUGGUAGAGUCUGGUUCCCAGACAUGAUGCCCACUUGGUAAAGUCCUUAAAAGACUCCAGGGCGAAUGGAGUAGCACCUUAAAACCAAGCUUACCAUAUUGCAAUUUCCUGUAUAAGCUUAUUUAAUAAUAUAGAUUUUGCUGCGAGUUAAUUAAUGGUUUGAUUAGAAAAUUAAUUUUUCUUUCAAAAAUUGUUUUGGAACUUGAGAACCAAAAGAGUUCACAGCUCCAAAACCUGUUUUCAUCCAAACAAAAUUCAGGUUUCUGUUUUAUAUUUAGUCUUUGUCAUUAAAGGUGACCUUAAAUAUUUUUGGAAAUAAAAAUUAUUAAAAAUAUUGAAAUGCACUUGCAAAAGACCAGUUUUAAUAUGGUGUUUAUCUUUGAUUUAGAUUCGUAGUAUUGGACACAAUCAUAUUUGAUCUUAAAAAGCCAAGCGAAACCCCACCAAAAUUGCAUGUUUUGUUGCAGACUGUAGCAUUUCUAAAUCCAGUCACCUCGAUGACAAGAUGACGAUUACGAGGAGUGUUGAGUAGCCUGUGAAAUACACACAUUCUGUUAAGUCAUAAAGGCAAGAGCAAUACACAAUAAUAAGUUUAGACAACUAAAAGAGUAAGUUUACCACCUUAUUCAACAGAUUGUUAGAUCCAUCUAAAAUGUAUUUAGAGCGCUAACAACCAGUAGUGUGAGCUACCAAAAGCGGUGUGGGGUUUUUUCCACGCUCUAUGCAUUUUAAUGUAGUUUGCUUGUGGGGUCUCAGAUCUGCGACUAAACCUGUUUUAAGGUAUUUUAUGUCUAGCUCAGGAAGCGAAAGCAUUCUGGGGAAAAAUGUAGAUACAUUGUAUUUAAAACCACACUGGAAUUAAUGAGCUUUUGUUGCACAUUAACCAGUUUGGCAGCAUACAGUGAGAUGGAAUAAUGUAUGGUUUGUGAAAUGAACCCAGCAAUGUUAUUCUGAUGACGUGGGUGUGAGCAGUGUGAGGUGAAAAAGGUAAAAUUUGAAUGUUGACCAAGAACCUUUUCACAAAACCUUAGACCUUUUGGCUGCUUUCAGUUUGACAGAAACGACAUUGGAACAGUUGCUUAAGCUGUAUAAACUAACUGUAUACUGUAAAUCUGUUUCAGAAAUGUUUAUGUAUAAAGUGGAUGUUUAAUAGAUGAUAAUUUUUGUAUACCUUUAAUUCAGCUAGUUCUGUCAUUUCAUAAUAUUUAACAAUUCAAAAGGAGUAGACUUGGUGAAGUAGAGCAGUAGGCAAAAAUUUGUUUUGAACAUUUGAUAAAUCAGUUUUAUUACAGAAAGUUUUUAGUUUGUAAGUGGUGUAGGCAAGACACUGCCUGUGAUCUGGAUGUGGCUUGUGACUUAAUUUCUUACUGCCAACAGUUAUUUUCUCUUGGAGGUUGCUGAUGGUAACACUGAAGUGUUGCCCGGACAGCUGCAUGUUUGAGAGAUGUGUCAGCCCUCAGCAAGGCAGAGCUGCCCCCACGGGCUGGGUUGAGCUUAGCUGGUGGCUGCUUCUCACUUGAGCUGAACAGCUCCCUCUGGUAAUAAGUAGAUUUCCUUCAUCUCUGAUUUCAGUCAUGUUUAUCCGAAUGUAUAAUUUAAUGUAAUACACUUAUGAGUGUAUUUAAGUUCAUAAUUACAUUUUGAGCAAACAGUGCUCAGCGGACUGGACAUCUUUAUAGGGAGUUGUAUGUUUCUGUAGAGCUUUGAUUUAAAAAUUGCAUUUUAUGAAAUACGCGUUUUUUUGUAUUAGAAUUUGUUAAAUUAAUGUAAUACUAUAAUUUGCUUUUAUUUGUACAAAAGGUGUCAAUAUAUUUAGUCUGUAAAAGUAAAAAA